Molecule: messenger RNA, 1161 nt
Organism: Lathyrus oleraceus (garden pea)
Lineage: Eukaryota; Viridiplantae; Streptophyta; Magnoliopsida; Fabales; Fabaceae
Exons: 3
Coding region: 1-1161 (386 amino acids)
Source: RefSeq, a predicted model, not a curated record
AUGGGUAUCCCUGAUGAUGAGAUUCUGGAUGUUGCUCCUCUCUUUGUUAUUCCCGGCGCGAACAUUGAUUUGAACCAACCCAUCUCCAUUGAUGCCUCCGUUUCUGCAUGUUCCAAACAAGGUAAUCCCUCUAGUAUUUCGUCUGGUUCAACUCCUGUCACUAAUUCUAAGGAAGGAACAUACUAUACUGAUCGUGUUAUAAGAGAACUAAUUACUAGAAUUCUUAAUGAAGGUCACUCUAUGAAGGGAGUUUCUACCCCCCUUGCUCAAAUGCAUCCCUCUCCUAAGGUUGAACAACCUAGUAGUAAGGGAGAUGAUUCCUCCAGUUCUGAAAAGGACUUGGCUGCUGAAGGGUUAAGCUCUCUAGGGCAAACCCUGUCUGAAAAAGGAAAAUUUGUGGCCUCUAACACUGCUAAUGCUUCCCAUUCUGAGAAGCAUGAUGAUGCAAAUGUUGUGAUUGAUAUAGAGGAUGGUAGCUCUGAUGAUCAAGAGGAAAGCUUGAUUCAUCACAUGAAGCCAAGUGUGGCUAAACGCAUGAAGACUCGCAAAGGAAAAUCUGUGGCUGAACUUAUGUCAGCUAGAAACGCUAAGAAGACUGCUGGUAUUGGUCCCUCCAAAUCAUGGAGCAAGGUUGAAAUAAAGAAGAGGAAGGUCAAAGAUGAUUCUGAGCCUGAAGAGGAUGUUGAGGAAGAUGUCCCUGACAUCUCUCCUGCGAAGAAAGCUACUGUUAGGAAGUCUCCUGUUAAUGUACUUGUUGUUCAUUUGGAUAACAUCUCCUUCCAUCUUGAGGAUGGAACUGCUAAGUGGAAAUUUGUGAUUCAGAGAAGGGUAGAUGUGGAAAGGGAAUUGGGAAAAGAUGUUGCUGAUGUCAAGGAGGUCAUGGACCUGAUAAAAGUUGUUGGGCUUUUGAAGAUUGUUGAUGGGUUCUCUCAAUGCUACGAAGGGUUAGUCAAGGAAUUUAUUGUUAAUAUUCCUGAGGAUAUUUCUGAUAAGAACAACAAGGAGUUCUGCAAGGUGUAUAUAAGGGGUAGAAAUAAUGAGGGUGCAGGAGAAUUAGAAGUUACAGACAAUCAGGAGUUAUUAACUGGGUCCCUACCAACCAUAUCUCCACCAUUGCUAAUACUCUUGGGAGGUUUAUUUUUGCUGUUGGGACAAAAGUGA